Molecule: messenger RNA, 1415 nt
Organism: Aphanomyces astaci
Lineage: Eukaryota; Oomycota; Saprolegniomycetes; Saprolegniales; Verrucalvaceae
Exons: 1
Coding region: 155-1135 (326 amino acids)
Source: RefSeq, a predicted model, not a curated record
GUGACUUUUCGAGCAUUUCCUUAUCUUCUCGUCAAAUUGGCUAUCAUGAAACCGUCGCGACCGUUGACAGUUUCAAAUAUUGGCCGGACGUCGCCAUCCAUCAUGGCACCUCCAUGCCUUUCACCAUCCAAAAACCAACUUGUUCAUUUCCAAGAUGUCGUCAAAGUACAUCGUGUCCUACGAGCACGCCGACUGCAGUGGCGGGGCGCUGUACGUUCGCUCAGGCGUGAACGCCACCGCCACUGACCUGUCGUUCGGGAGGUGCGUCGGGGGAGUUCAGGUCACGACCACCUCGGUUCCCACGACCAGCUACAUCUCGAACGAAGUGUACUUGGACCUGCAAUGGGACUAUGGCGUGACCGAGCGCAUCAUCCAGCACACGUGCGUGUGGACUGGCAUCCAACGUGGGUAUGUCUAUGCGGAUUGCCAAGAGCGGGUGUUCGGCUUCUUUCAAGACGGUGACUGCAAAGUGCCGUUGGUGUCGGCAGAGGACGACGCAUCCCCGCCAAUCACGUCGUGUAUCAUCCCCAACGCAUAUUCUGCCACGUCAUCAAAAUCCAAAAUCCCGCCCAAGUACUUGAAGCGGUACGAACAUGCCGAUUGCACCGGCGCAAUCUUGUACGCCGACGAGUUCACAGGGGCGAUGGCCGCGGCCCAAGACGUCGACCCGUGCACCGACGGCUUCCAAAUCGACCUCGCCGCCCCAAAGCCAGACCAGUUCAGUGCUGGAAAGACAUACAUGAGUGUGACCAACCCGUACAUGCUGUUCAAAGGCACGGUUCUGGACAAGAGCUGCGUGUCGUACGCCCCGGGCAAGUUCGUGCACGUGGAGUGCGCGUCCCGCACGUCAGUGUUCUUCAACGACGACUCGUGCUUGUCGGGGGACCAAGAAGUUCUGUUUCCGUCCAAGGUGUGGGGCAUCCACUGCGGCAUUCUCAAUCACGAAGGUGGCGGGGAGUGGUGGCGCGGCCACGUUGGGAUCCUCGUGGGACUUGUGCUGAUUUCGGUGGCGGCCGGAGGGAUUUUCUCGGUGCUCUACCGCCGCAACCGCAAGUCAUACGUGCAAUUGCCGCUCAAGAAUCCGUCGUCGUCGCAGCCAUCGUACCACACCACUGGCCGCGACGUGGGCGCUUAAGAAUGAACUUAUGCCAUUGAUUCUUGUCGUUUGCUCAUACUUUAAUUCCACACGAACAGUACCCCCAUGAAGACACAACAUAGGAGCUUGCUUGUACAAUGUGAAGGGAACGAAUACUUCGACCAUGGGCCAAGCAUCGCCGUGCAGCUCGUUGCAAGCUAGCCACGAUCGUUCGAUAACGUUACAAUGACUUGCAUGAACAAUCAGUUAAAUGAAUAUGGAUGGACCUACCCGAAUUUGGACCUAAACGAGAGCGGGGAUAUAGCUUGUGGUAAUAAAG